UUCCUCUCAGCCCUGCAAGAGCCCUAAACACAGUGCAUCUGCCUGCAGCCUGCCCGCACGCCUGCCUGCAGCCUGCCCCGCAAACCAGCCUCAGGGUUCAGCCUUGCUUCCCAGCCAUGCUGCUGUUCCCUCUGCUCCUGGAGGCCACCCUGCUGCGGUUGGCCAGCAGCUCCUACCACCCUUUCUACAAUGGCUUCUACUACAACCACCUCAUGAACGACAACGGCAACGGGCAGGAGAAAGUGGAUGACUUCAAUGGGGCCAGGCUGGUGGUAGAGACCCCCAAGGACCCCAUCUACAGCUCCAACGGUGCCAAUGUCACCCUGCCGUGCCACUACCAUUUCGAACCCGACACGGAGGCCAAGCGGAAGAUCCGCAUCAAGUGGUCCAAGCUGCGGGAUGACUACACCAAGGAGCAGGAUGUGCUGGUGGCCAUCGGCAAGACCUAUAUUGCCUUUGGGGACUUCCUGGGCCGCGCUCACCUCCGCCAGACCACCCGGCAUGAGGCCUCACUGGUCGUCAGUGAUGUGCGCUUGCAGGAUGGUGGCAAAUACCGCUGCGAGGUCAUCGACGGGCUGGAGGAUGAGAGCGAUGUGGUGGACCUCCAGCUGCGAGGCAUCGUGUUCCCCUACCAGCCUCGCCGCGGGCAGUACAGGCUCAACUUCCACGAAGCCGAGCAAGUGUGCCAGGAGCAGGGCGCCAUCCUUGCCACCUUCAACCAGCUCUUCCAGGCCUGGAGUGAGGGGCUGGACUGGUGCAACGCGGGCUGGCUGGCAGAUGGCACAGUGCAGUACCCCAUCCGCCUGCCCCGCAAGCCCUGCGGGGGGCUGCACCUCGCCCCGGGCAUCCGCAGCUACGGCCCGCGCCACCGCCACCUGCACCGCUUUGAUGCCUUCUGCUUCUCCUCCGGGCUCAGAGGAGAGGUUUUCUACCUGGACCGUCCAGCCGGGAUGACGCUGGAGGAGGCCAAGCAGAGCUGCCAGGAUGCGGGGGCCGAGAUCGCCCGAGUGGGGCAGCUCUACUCUGCCUGGAAAUUCCUGGGGCUGGACCGCUGCGAUGCCGGCUGGCUGGCAGACGGCAGCGUCCGCUACCCCAUCGCCAAACCCCGGGCCAACUGUGGCCCCGCGGAGCCCGGCGUCCGCAGCUUUGGCUUCCCCAGCAAGGGCAGGUUUGGGGUCUUCUGCUACAAGGAGAGAUAAGGAGCUGGGAGGGCUCCUUCGCCGGAGGAUGUUUCCAACCUGACAGUGCCUGGCAUCAGGUUUUUCCCAGGGCUGUUUUGGGGGUGA
Molecule: messenger RNA, 1286 nt
Organism: Calidris pugnax (ruff)
Lineage: Eukaryota; Metazoa; Chordata; Aves; Charadriiformes; Scolopacidae
Gene: HAPLN3
Product: hyaluronan and proteoglycan link protein 3
Exons: 5
Coding region: 117-1199 (360 amino acids)
Biological process (GO): cell adhesion
Molecular function (GO): hyaluronic acid binding
Source: RefSeq, a predicted model, not a curated record